GCAAAAUCCGGCCGUGAGCACUCUCAUUUCCUCUCUGCUAGUUCCUAACCCUUAAGCCUUUGGCCUUGUUUGUGUUCAAAUGGUUCAAAUCUUGAAAGCAGCCAAAGUAGGCGAAGUGGGUCGAGAAAUACGAUAGGGAACGAUAGGUUUAUAAAUGAAAAGUUGUAUUGUUUCACACGAGCUGAAUGUUAAAAACGAAAUUAAUGUACUCUUUUUAAUUAUUGCUUAUGUUUUUAAAUGUGAUCAACGUAAGUUUGUGUGAGAAAAUGAGAGGAUGUUGAAUCAUUGAGGACUUAAACAUAGUUCAGAAACAUGAACAGUUUGUCCAAAAUUGUGUUUACGAAAUUGCACUGCAUUUAAUAAUCAAGAUAAUGUCAAGAAAACCAAUUAGUCAACAUGAUGUACAACCUACGUUUACUGGAUUUUUGGAGCGUAUUAAACAGAAAAAUGCUGUACAAGCAAGUACUCCUAAAGCGUCAAGUACAAAUUUGCAUUCAAUAAUACAAAAGAAGCAUGAUUCUCCUAGUGCAGAAGAAUUGAGAGAUGAAGUUAAAACAUCAAUAAUAAGUAUUGGUAGCUCUGAUGAUUCAUGGCAUAUUGAUAAUUCAAUAAAAACUGAAGCAAAAAUGAACAAUAGCAAUACCUCAAAGGAAGAUAGUGAGGAUGAUUUUAAGAUUGAAAAAUUGAUUAGGAAUAGAACAUAUAAACAAAAACUAGGUUCAAAACUGAAAUUGCGUCAGUUGUCUGACAGUGAAGAUGAUGCAGUAAUAAAACCGAGUUUAAGUUUGAAUAGGAAGAAAAGAAGUAUUAGUAGCAAUGAAUCGAGCAUAAGCCAAACUAUUUCACAAGUUCAAGAAGAUGAAUUACGUAGUAAUGUUAUUUUGGAAACGUCAUCUGAAAGCGACAGUACUUGUAGAACAGAAACGAAAGCGAAAAGAAAAACAGAGAGUACAAUUAAAAGUCCAAGGACGCCGGUAAAGUAUACGAAAGAAAGAAAUGGAAAUAUUGUGAUAUCAGAUUCGGAUAGUACUCUGGAUUUUAAACGUAGCCCAAAAGGGACUCCUACAAAGCGAUGGAUAGGGCCAGAUUUGAAAUUAAAUUUAAAACCAUUAGGUUUAGGAAAAGAAUUGGACCCGUGGAUACAAUCUGCGAAGGAAAGACCAGUGAUGUCUCCAAUACCUGUCACAAAACACAAAUUAGAGGACAGAUGUAAAGAACUAAAGGAUUUUCAGAUGGAAAUACUAGAAAAAUUUUGCAACGCUAUCAUCCAAAUACCUAUACCAGUUUUGGAGAAAUUUCCACAAUUUAAUGAGAAAACGUUUUUGGAUUUAAGGCUUUUGUACCAGCAUGCUAAAGCGAAGACUCGUUUGGUUGAAACAAAAUUAACACGUCUGAAAUCUGAAGAGGAACAAAAUUCUGUUAACGAUAGAUUAUCAGAUAUUACCGAUAUCACUGAUACGUUUAUCAACAGACCUGAAGUCAGACAUGAAGUGACCAAUAAUUGUAAGGAUAACUCUAUUAACAGUAAAUUGUCUGAAAUCGAUGAGCGUAUAAAUUAUUCGCCAUUAAAUAAGGAAUCAGAAAUUGUAAAACAGCAGUCAAUAAUAAGUAUUUCUGAUAAUGAUAGUUUUACUAUAUCAAAUGCCAAUAUUUCUGAAUUGGAAUCUAGUUAUAUGAAAGUACAAACAGAUUCAUCACCGAUCAAUAAGAUGAAUGAUAAAAACAUUGAGACGAAGGAACAAAAAAGUAAUGCUGGUGCGCUUAGUUUAAAUUCUCCCCCAGUUCAGAAAAAAAGUGCAUUUCAAUUAAAAAGGCCGAUUAAAGCUACUGUGGAUUCUCAAAUUUCCAAACAAAUAAUAGAAACAUGGAAAAAGGAAGCAGAAUCUAAAACCAUUGGCCUUCAAUCUUCGAUAUCCUAUUUGAAUGCAAACACAAGCUCCAAUAUUACGCCAAAAAGUAAUCGAAUUACAAUAUCCAAUAUGAAGACAAAUGUAGAUUUCGAUAUCACCCCAGAAAGUAAUCAAAGUACAACAUCCAAUUUGAAGACAAAUACAAACUUCGAUAUUACGGAGAAAAGUGAAAAAAUGAACAUUUAUGAAAGUGCAUACUUUAAAUCAAAGAAAGAAGAUCAAUUUGAAAUUAAAAAUAAUUAUGGUGGCAAUUUUGAAAUUCCUGUAAGUAAGGAAAACAGAAAUAAUCACAUUGAUUGGGAUGCAAUAAGCACAUCUAAUACAGAUAAUAUUUCAUACUCCGAAGAUAUAAUCGAUUAUUUAGAAGAUAUUGAACAGCUUCCUGCAUUGAGUGAAGAGUGCAACAUAAAAACUACUGAACCAAAUACACAAGCUACAUCUAUACAAGGUAGUAAUCAUAGCGAAUCUGAUAAGGAGAACAAAAUAAAGCAGAAAAAUGUUCAAGAACCCAUUUUCACCGGCAAUUAUAAAAACGAUGGUGCUAGCAAUGAAUUCACCUCCUUAACGUACCCACAUUCACGAGAAAUGUUAAAGGUAUUUAGACAAAAAUUUGGAUUGUAU
Ceratina calcarata is the source of this 2531-nucleotide messenger RNA. RefSeq lists its product as uncharacterized. The record is from RefSeq and is a predicted model, not a curated record. The annotation marks the transcript as partial. Lineage: Eukaryota; Metazoa; Arthropoda; Insecta; Hymenoptera; Apidae. The transcript is spliced from 7 exons.